AUGUCUGCCCUGAGGCUGAUUUCUAACAAAACCUCCCAGCAGGCCUUGGCUAACUCUGAUUACACCUGGGAGUACGAGUACUAUGAGUAUGGACCAGUGUCAUUUGAAGGCCUGAAGGCUCAUAAAUAUUCCAUUGUUAUUGGAUUUUGGGUUGGUCUUGCGGUUUUUGUCAUCUUCAUGUUUUUUGUCCUGACCCUGCUGACGAAAACAGGAGCGCCACAUCAAGACAAUGCAGAACCUUCUGAGAAAAGAUUUCGCAUGAAUAGCUUUGUGGCAGAUUUUGGAAGACCUCUAGAGUCGGAGAGGGUCUUUUCUCGUCAAGUAGCUGAAGAAUCCCGGUCACUUUUCCAUUUCUGUAUUAAUGAAGUGGAACAUUUGGACAAAGCAAAGCAAAGCCAGAAAGGUCCAGGUUUGGAGAGUAAUAUCCACUUCCAGGAAGUUCCCAGGAGCAGCGGAAUGUUUGAGGAGGACCUAAAUUGUCUUACAAAAUUUAACAUCCCUAACUUUGUGAACACAGAGCAGAACUCUUCACUAGGUGAGGAUGAUCUCCUCAUCUCAGAGCCACCAAUUAUUUUAGAAAGCAAAUCAGUCAUGCAGUCUUCCCAUCGGAUCCUUGACUGA
Egretta garzetta (little egret) is the source of this 621-nucleotide messenger RNA. It is a transcript of the gene MRAP2, whose product is annotated as melanocortin 2 receptor accessory protein 2. Gene Ontology annotation, molecular function: type 4 melanocortin receptor binding; type 3 melanocortin receptor binding; type 1 melanocortin receptor binding. Gene Ontology annotation, cellular component: endoplasmic reticulum; plasma membrane. The transcript has 3 exons. The record is from RefSeq and is a predicted model, not a curated record. The coding region runs from base 1 to 621 and encodes 206 amino acids. Gene Ontology annotation, biological process: regulation of adenylate cyclase-activating G protein-coupled receptor signaling pathway; protein localization to plasma membrane. Lineage: Eukaryota; Metazoa; Chordata; Aves; Pelecaniformes; Ardeidae.